CUUAUUUGUAAGUUAGUUUUCUGGCGUCGAGAUAUAGAUUCACAUCGCCAUGAAAUUUUCUCUUGUUUUGGUGGUUGUUUUUAUUGCAACUGCAGUCCAAAGUACAAAUUUUUCUCGUCUAAGAAGAUCGCCACAACAAAAGUACACCACACGAUAUGACAACAUCGAUGUCGAACGAAUUCUGCACAGCAAAAGGCUGCUUUUGAAUUACAUUAACUGUCUUCUGGACAAAGGAUCUUGCUCUCCAGAAGGACGUGAUUUAAAAAAGCUCCUCCCAGAUGCUUUGGCUACGGAUUGCUCAAAGUGCAGCGAAGUUCAAAAGAAACAAGCUGGGAAAGUAUUAACUUUUGUUCUUUUAAACUAUAGGAAAGAAUGGGAUCAACUGAUCGCAAAGUAUGACCCUGAUGGAAUUUACAGGAAGAAGUAUGAGAUAGAUGAAGACUACGAUUACUCCGAGUUGGAUGAAGCCAAAAAAUAAAUAGUGAAUUCAUCGUGUUUCGUUGUAAAAAAAAAACAGUUAAAUUUGUUUGUUUUUGAUUAAAAUUAAAUGUUCACAUUUUAAUAUUUACGAAAACAUUUUCUUGUUUGUAAUUCUGCUUCCAAACUGGAUUGUUGAGGAGAACGAUAACUUGAACCGCGGUCUGUAGGUCAUAUGAUAGGUUUGAAUUUGUUAUUGAAAAGUAUGUAUUACGUAAAUCUCACUUGUCAUAUUAUGUUGUUAGUUUUUACUUCAUUUUUUAAGUAUUUACGUUUUCUUCAAUAAAGCGACAAAAAUCUUGUAAUAGUUGAACUAUGCAAUCGAGACAUACUUAUAACUUUUAGAAAUAAACUUGAGUAUUUUUUUUCAUAUAUAAUUAAAAUAUGAUUUAUUAAAUAAUGACACUGUGGUGAAGGUAAGCAACUGUAAAUAAAUAUUAUUCUCGGAUUCUUGGAGAGUGUUCAUAUUUUUAUUUAGGUGAUAGUCUGUUUAUGAUGGCAACAAACAUACACACUUUGUUUUGAGAAGUUCUAGGAAUGCAUCGCUCAUUAAUUUCUUUUUUUAUUUUUUUGCUGAGAUUUCUUAUUCUUAAAGAGAAAUGCUGGCUACAAAGAUUUUUAAAUAAAUACUUUUACUUCUUUUA
Molecule: messenger RNA, 1121 nt
Organism: Zophobas morio
Lineage: Eukaryota; Metazoa; Arthropoda; Insecta; Coleoptera; Tenebrionidae
Gene: Csp5
Product: ejaculatory bulb-specific protein 3-like
Exons: 2
Coding region: 50-478 (142 amino acids)
Source: RefSeq, a predicted model, not a curated record